GACCGGAGCCCUCCCCACGCCCCGCCUCCGGGGCACCAGCUUCGGCUCCAUUGUUCCCGCCCGGGCCGGAGGCGCCGAGCUCCGAGCGCCACUGGGAGUCGAGCGCCGGCUGUGGGGCUCUCGCGGCCCCGCCAGGACCCGAGCGGAGCCCGGGGGCGGCGGGCCGGAGCCGGGGACGCGGGCGCCCGCCCGCCCGCACAAGCCACGGCGGACCCUCCAGAGGCGGAACCGCAGCGCCGAGUGAGAGUCAGCUUGCACAGGAGGAUCAAGCCCACGGCAGAGUCCCCAUGGAGGUGUGGAACCUUGUCACCAACCUCUAACUGCAGAACUGGGAUGUGGAGCUGGAAGUGUCUCCUGUUCUGGGCUGUGCUGGUCACAGCCGCGCUCUGCACUGCCAGGCCAGCGCCAACCUUGCCGGAACAAGCCCAGCCCUGGGGAGCCCCCGUGGAAGUGGAGUCCCUCCUGGUCCACCCCGGUGACCUGCUGCAGCUCCGCUGCCGGCUGCGGGACGAUGUUCAGAGCAUCAACUGGCUGCGGGACGGGGUGCAGCUGGUGGAAAGCAACCGCACCCGCAUCACGGGGGAGGAGGUGGAGGUGCGGGAUUCCGUGCCCGCCGACUCCGGCCUCUACGCCUGUGUGACCAGCAGCCCCUCGGGCAGCGAUACCACCUACUUCUCCGUCAACGUCUCAGAUGCUCUCCCCUCCUCGGAGGACGAUGAUGACGAUGAUGACUCCUCUUCAGAGGAGAAAGAGACAGAUAACACCAAACCAAACCGUAUGCCCGUGGCUCCCUACUGGACGUCGCCAGAAAAGAUGGAAAAGAAACUGCAUGCAGUGCCAGCUGCCAAGACAGUGAAGUUCAAAUGCCCUUCCAGUGGGACCCCUAACCCCACGCUGCGCUGGCUGAAAAAUGGCAAAGAAUUCAAGCCUGACCACAGGAUCGGAGGCUACAAGGUCCGUUAUGCCACCUGGAGCAUCAUUAUGGACUCCGUGGUGCCUUCUGAUAAGGGCAACUACACCUGCGUCGUGGAGAACGAGUACGGCAGCAUCAACCACACCUACCAGCUUGAUGUCGUGGAGCGGUCCCCUCACCGGCCCAUCCUGCAGGCAGGUUUGCCAGCCAACAAGACAGUGGCCCUGGGCAGCAAUGUGGAGUUCAUGUGUAAGGUGUACAGUGACCCGCAGCCCCAUAUCCAGUGGCUAAAGCACAUCGAGGUGAAUGGGAGUAAGAUUGGUCCGGACAACCUGCCUUAUGUCCAGAUCUUGAAGACGGCCGGAGUUAAUACCACCGACAAAGAGAUGGAGGUGCUGCACUUAAGGAAUGUCUCCUUUGAGGACGCGGGGGAGUAUACAUGCUUGGCGGGUAACUCUAUCGGACUCUCCCAUCACUCUGCAUGGUUGACCGUUCUGGAAGCCCUGGAAGAGAGACCGGCGGUAAUGACCUCGCCCCUGUACCUGGAGAUCAUCAUCUAUUGCACGGGGGCCUUCCUCAUCUCCUGCAUGGUGGGGUCUGUCAUCAUCUAUAAGAUGAAGAGCAGCACCAAGAAGAGUGACUUCCACAGCCAGAUGGCCGUGCACAAGCUGGCCAAGAGCAUUCCCCUGCGCAGACAGGUAACAGUGUCGGCCGACUCCAGCGCAUCCAUGAACUCUGGGGUCCUGCUGGUUCGGCCCUCGCGUCUCUCCUCCAGCGGGACCCCCAUGCUGGCCGGGGUCUCUGAAUACGAGCUUCCCGAAGACCCUCGCUGGGAGCUGCCUCGGGACAGACUGGUUUUAGGCAAGCCGCUGGGAGAGGGCUGCUUUGGGCAGGUGGUGUUGGCGGAGGCCAUUGGGCUGGACAAGGACAAACCCAACCGGGUCACCAAAGUGGCUGUGAAGAUGCUGAAGUCGGAUGCAACAGAGAAAGACCUGUCAGACCUGAUCUCCGAAAUGGAGAUGAUGAAGAUGAUUGGAAAGCACAAGAACAUCAUCAACCUGCUGGGGGCCUGCACGCAGGACGGCCCCCUGUAUGUCAUCGUGGAGUACGCCUCCAAGGGCAACCUCCGAGAGUACCUGCAGGCCCGGAGGCCGCCGGGGCUGGAAUACUGCUACAACCCCAGCCGUCAUCCCGAGGAGCUGCUGUCCUCCAAGGACCUGGUAUCCUGCGCCUAUCAGGUGGCCCGAGGCAUGGAGUAUCUCGCCUCCAAGAAGUGCAUACACCGAGACCUGGCCGCCAGGAACGUGCUGGUGACGGAGGACAACGUGAUGAAGAUCGCAGACUUUGGCCUCGCUCGUGACAUCCACCACAUCGACUACUAUAAAAAGACGACCAACGGCCGACUGCCUGUCAAGUGGAUGGCACCCGAGGCCUUGUUUGACCGGAUCUACACCCACCAGAGCGACGUGUGGUCUUUUGGGGUGCUUCUGUGGGAAAUCUUCACUCUGGGCGGCUCCCCGUACCCUGGCGUCCCUGUGGAGGAGCUUUUCAAGCUGCUGAAGGAGGGUCAUCGAAUGGACAAGCCCAGUAACUGCACCAAUGAGCUGUACAUGAUGAUGCGGGACUGCUGGCACGCGGUACCCUCUCAAAGACCUACCUUCAAGCAGCUGGUGGAAGACCUGGACCGCAUCGUGGCCUUGACCUCCAACCAGGAGUACCUGGACCUAUCAAUGCCCCUGGACCAGUACUCCCCCAGCUUCCCCGACACCCGCAGCUCCACCUGCUCCUCUGGGGAGGAUUCCGUCUUCUCCCACGAGCCCUUGCCCGAGGAGCCCUGUCUGCCCCGACACCCGGCCCAGCUGGCCAACGGCGGACUCAAACGGCGCUGACUGGCACCCCGCACCCCUCCCCGGACUCCGUCCUCAAUGACGACCCCGGCCCCGCUCCCGCUGGACUCGCCGCCUCCUUUCUGCCCUUCCUGCUGGCAGGAGCCGGCUGUCGCCCCUGAGCUCCCCUCUCCUCCUCCUCUCAGCCUGCCGCUGAGACAGAUGCGCGGGGAGGCGGAGACUUGUUGAUGGCCACUUGGUUCCGUCCCCGAUGUUGGACCGAGACCCCCCCACCAGCCACCUGGCACCUCCCGGAGGGUUAGGCAGCACGCGAGGGAGAGCCGACCGCGCUUUGCUGCGUUGGUUUUGUCCGCUCCACGCAGCCUGUGUUCCCGUGGUGGGUGCCUGGUCCUCGGGCUACAGCGGGAGUGAGGGGGGUGGGGGUGGGGGUCAGCACUCGGGCCUCCGUGGAAGGCGACCUCUGCUCCAGAUGGCUUAUUAAUUCCGAUACUAAUUUGCUUUGCUGACCAAAUACCUGGUACCAGAGGAUGGGGAUGCAAAGGCUGGGAGCAGUGUCGUGGCCCCGGGGCCCAGCCCCAAAGCAGGGGCUUUGUACAUAGCUAUGAAGAAAACACAAAGUGUAUAAAUCUGAGUAUAUAUUUACAUGUCUUUUUAAAAGGGUCGUUACCAGAGAUUUACCCAUUGGGUAAGAUGCUCCUGGUGACUGGGAGGCAUCAGUUGCUAUAUGUUAAAAACAAAGAAAAAAGGAAAAAAAAAAAAAAAGGAAAAUGUUUUUAAAAAGGUCAUAUAUUUUUUGCUACUUUUGCUGUUUUAUUUUUUUAAAUUAUGUUCUAAACCUAUUUUCAGUUUAGGUCCCUCAAUAAAAAUUGCUGCUGCUUCAUUUUUAUACGGGCUGUGUGACACGGGAGAGAAUGUCAGCUGCGGAGGAGCAAGGCUGGCGACGGGCUCUUGGGCUGUCUGUCCAGAGGGCAGUGCGCGCCCUCUGUGGGCCCCACUCCCAACCGGCUCUUCCCCUCAGGUCCCGCACU
Molecule: messenger RNA, 3788 nt
Organism: Kogia breviceps (pygmy sperm whale)
Lineage: Eukaryota; Metazoa; Chordata; Mammalia; Artiodactyla; Physeteridae
Gene: FGFR1
Product: fibroblast growth factor receptor 1
Biological process (GO): protein phosphorylation; multicellular organism development; fibroblast growth factor receptor signaling pathway
Cellular component (GO): signaling receptor complex; plasma membrane
Molecular function (GO): ATP binding; fibroblast growth factor binding; fibroblast growth factor receptor activity
Source: RefSeq, a predicted model, not a curated record